Cygnus atratus (black swan) is the source of this 4330-nucleotide messenger RNA. RefSeq names its product KRAS proto-oncogene, GTPase (gene KRAS). Gene Ontology annotation, biological process: Ras protein signal transduction. The record is from RefSeq and is a predicted model, not a curated record. Gene Ontology annotation, cellular component: plasma membrane. The coding region runs from base 175 to 858 and encodes 227 amino acids. The transcript has 7 exons. Lineage: Eukaryota; Metazoa; Chordata; Aves; Anseriformes; Anatidae. Gene Ontology annotation, molecular function: GTP binding; GDP binding; GTPase activity.
GCUCCCUCGGCAGCCCCGGCCCUCCCCGUCCCCCGCCAUUUCGCACCGGGACGGGCAGCGAGGCGGAGCCCCCGCCGCGCCGGGGCGGCCCACCGAGGCAGGCAGGCAGGCACGGAGACGCCGGCGUCGCCCCGCGGCUCGGCGCAGCGCAGCGCCACGCAGGUCUGCUAAAAAAUGACAGAAUAUAAGCUUGUUGUCGUUGGAGCUGGUGGUGUAGGCAAGAGUGCCUUGACAAUACAGCUAAUUCAGAAUCACUUUGUGGAUGAAUAUGACCCUACAAUAGAGGAUUCCUACAGGAAGCAAGUAGUAAUCGAUGGGGAAACCUGUCUCUUGGAUAUUCUUGAUACAGCAGGUCAAGAAGAAUAUAGUGCAAUGAGGGACCAAUACAUGAGAACAGGAGAAGGUUUCCUGUGUGUAUUUGCUAUAAACAAUACAAAAUCUUUUGAAGAUAUUCACCAUUAUAGGGAACAAAUAAAAAGAGUUAAAGACUCUGAAGAUGUCCCAAUGGUGCUAGUAGGAAACAAAUGUGAUUUGCCUUCCAGAACAGUAGAUACAAAACAAGCUCAGGAUUUAGCAAGAAGUUACGGAAUUCCUUUCAUUGAAACAUCAGCAAAAACAAGACAGAGAGUGGAGGAUGCUUUUUAUACAUUGGUGCGAGAGAUUCGACAGUACAGAGUGAAAAAAAUCAGCAAAGAAGAAAAGACUCCAGGGUGCGUGAAAAUUAAAAAAUGCCUUGUAAUGGGUGUUGAUGAUGCCUUCUAUACAUUAGUUCGAGAAAUCAGAAAACACAAAGAGAAGAUGAGCAAAGACGGGAAAAAGAAGAAAAAGAAGACAAAGACAAAGUGUAUAAUUAUGUAAAUACAAUUUAUCCUUAUUCUUAAGACAUACUUAAGUAAUUUUUGUACAUUACACUAAAUUAUUAGCAUUUGUUUUAGCAUUACUUUACUUUCUGCUUCAUGAUCCUGUUAGCUUUACCUGAAUGCUUGUUUUUAAUGACAGUGGAAACUUCAUUCCUCUUAAAGUGCCAGUAUUCUUUGAGUGUUGGUUCUUGAACUAGCAAUGCCUGUGAAGAAAACAAACAAACAAAAAAGACACAAAACAAACAAAAAAAAACCCACACACACAAAAACCUGAGAACUGUCUUAGGACUCUUUGGUGCAUGCACAGUUGCUAACUUCCUAUUUUUCUUACUGAUUGUGAACUUUCGUUCUGUGUGCAAACAAAACAAUGAAAUGAUGCUCUACACAUUCUAACACCCCCUUUAUUUUUUCUUUUCUUUCUUUUUAAAAUCUGGUUGGGAAAACGGAUUAGUUAGCAAAAGAGACUUUCAUUUCAGACUUCCUUUUUAUUUAGACUGACUGCAAUAUAGAGAGACCAGAAGCCUUUAUAGUCUUCCUGUAGAUUUUGCUUCUAGGCAUCUAGUCUUGUAGCAUUUCAGAUCAACUUUAAUGAAUGUAAAGAUAAAACUUUCACAAAAAAUUUUUCACUGCAAUUUGUCACGGUAAUUCCUUAAAUACUAUAUUUUUUCUAUAAAAAAAAAAGAAAAUUUAAAAAAAGACAAUAAUGCACAUCUGGCAAUGGAAAAAGUAAAAGUUCUAAUUAGAUUGAUUUGCUGUUGUUAAUGCAUUGCUUUAAGACUUUCACUUAACUCCUUGUGUCUGAAGACACCAAGGUGAAAUCUUAGCUCUCCAGAUCCCAUAGCAGUAAAUUAUCUUAAAGUAGCUUUGUUCAGUAGGUACAGGAUUUCACCCUUAGUGUCUCUAGGAAAAACUAGAAAGCCUUAAUAGAUAAGUUGAUUCAAAUUCUUAGGUUAAUUCAUACAUGGAUCCAGAAUUUAUCAUAAGAAUUAAAUCAGAAUGACUCCUAAAUUAUAUAGCAAAUUAAAACCAUUUGUUUUUUUCCCCAAGGGUGGCAUGAAAUAUUUCCAGAUGCCUAUUUUUAAAUUCUAGUAACCUCAAAUCAAUGAAUUAAUGAGCUUGAAUUUAGCUGCUUCAUGCAAAUAAUUUGGAAAUCCACAAUGCCAUAAAAUGGUGUGGAAUUUGCACAAAUCUUCAGCGUAGAACAUUGUUCCCAGACUCAAUGUUUGUGUGAUGUUUGUGAAGUGCUGGUUUUGUUGCACAGAUUAUAUGGUUGGUGAGUGGCAUUCCAGUGUCUAGACUGUCAUGAAACGAGACCAAGAUUUUAAUGUUGUCUUUCUCUGUGGUUAUAUUUUCUUGUGAUUUUUUUUCUUUUUUUUUUCUUCUGAUCAGAAUUAAUGCAGAAUUUUUGCAGAAGCUUUCCAUUUUGGUACUGAAGUAGUCUAGUCAUUUUGCACCAAAGUAAGAGCCAGUAAUUUCAGUGCUGCCAGUUCCUGUCAUCUUACUGGAAAUGUUGCCUUGUUAGAUGCUUUUAGAUGUGGCCUCAGUUCCAGAAGGUACACUAGUCCCUAAGUCAGCUGCAGAGUAAAAUUUGAAAGCGCGACUUCAGUGUACCCUAAUUUAAACAUGACAUUAAUGUAGGAUAAUUCAGGACACUGGACUGGUAAAUCCUGGAAGUUUGGAACAGGAAAUAGCAGCAUUGCUCUAACCUAAAGUAUAGCUAAACCAUUACAUGGAAAUUUUACACAGUAGAAUUCUAAUAUACCAGUGUAACUUAGACCAUUUAUAUGAUGUCAAAGGUGCAACUGCAUAAAUGUAAUUUUUUUUCUUUCUACAAAAAGAAAAAUACAGCAGUGACUGUUAGGUGGAGAGCUGCAGAGCUGGCAGGGGAAGUAUACUGUCUGGAUUGCAGCAUGUUCUUUAACUAAUGUGGCUAAGAAUUUAACAAAUGAACGUCUUUCCCUGCCUGCACUGCUUGUUCCCCUAGGCCCCCACCAAAACCCAGUCUCUCCCCUUUCAGCUUCAAUACGAAAUAUACUUCAGAUUAUGAAAGAUUGUGAAAAAUGGUAAUAGGAGAGACUAGCACUAUAUUUUAAGGGCCAGUAAGGAAUACAGACAAAUUCUUAAUGUUACAAAACAUUUUACAGCAUCCAAGGUUAAAAGAUGUAUUGGAGACAGCUGGUUAUUUGCACAUUUUAGAUGCUCUUGAUUAUAUAUGAAGAGCAUAGCAAAACUUGAUAGUAUAUCUUGCGCAAACAAAAGCAAUCCUUAGAUGACUCUUAAGAUUUUUGGUAACUGAGUCACACUGCAUGUAAAAUUAGGGCUGGUCUAAAAUUCUCAUGUUAAUUUAAUUAAAAAUGGUAGGAGAAAUAAAUUUAGCAGAAAUGUCUUAAUCAUCAAAUGCAGAUCAAUAUAGCUCUAAUAUGAAGCUAUAUGUAAGUAGUUUUUUCAGUAAGUGUGAUCUGUAGCUACCAAUCAAAUUAUUACAAUCUAUUUACAUUUGCCCUUAUAGACAUUAAAAAAAAAAAGCUCAUCCUUGCCACUGUUGUGCAGUUUUGUCUUAAUAUUUGUAAAGAUUUGGUGAAGCAUGUUGGAUUGCAGCUUGCACACGUUGAUCUCAUAAUUAUUCUGUUUUUUCCCUAUUUGAAAUGCUUUCAAAAAACAUACCUGGAUGUACUAUCAUUUCUGAUAGUAAAUGCUAAAUAAACAUGUGAAUCACGUACCAUGUUAAUACAUUAAAUUGCCACGUGUCAGGGAGUAACACCUUCUUAUGGUAGCUUUAUGUAACAUGGGUAAACAACUUUAUCAUCGGUUUUCUCAGAACUGAAAAUUCUUUUAACCAGUCUCAUUGCCCUAAAUUUUUUUCCUAACUUAAGAAAAAAAAAGUUACACUGCAUAGAAUUUGUUACAAUAACAGGAUCUCUGUCAGGGGUAAAUCCCGACACACAAUCUUCUACUCUUUGCUCUAUAAAGCAAUACAGUUAUUACCUUCAAAGACCAUCAAACUGUAUACAAAUCAUUUUGUCUGAAGUUUACAUAAAGCUACACAGAUGGUAAAUCUUUCCUAACAUUUCUUUAUUCCACUGUCUCGUGUUUUCAUGUUGAAAAUACUUCUGCUUUUUCCUCUUGAGUGCCAACUUCUUACUAGAAUGACUUCUUAAUGUAACAUGUUUACCUGGAAUGUAUUUUAACUAUUUUUGUAUAGUGUAAACUGAAACAUGCACAUUUUGUACAUUGUGCUUUAUUUGAUGUGGAACAUAUGCAGUGUGAUCCAGUUUUUCCAUCAUUUGGUUGCGUGACCGGAAUGUUGGUCAUACCAGAUAUUAAGUUUAAAAAAAAAAAACAAACACUGUUUUAAAAUUUUUAAUGUUUUUAGGAGUAUGUGCUGUGAAGUGAUCUGGAAUUUGUCAUUUUUUUGUCAAACUGUACUGCUCCUAUUUAUUGUAAUGUAAUAAAAAAAAUAGGUAUUGUGA